UUUUGGGGGCCAUCUCGAUGUACGCGUAAGCCACGCCCCCAACUGCGCGGCACCCUCGGUCUAUCCUUCGUCCUUCCUUCUGUCCUUCCAUCCAAGCAACGGUUAUUGAAUUAAGCUUAUCAUUUGAUUUUGAGGAGAGCCACCAGUCGGUUGUCUCGGGUGCUCUUAAGCACCACCAAAAACUUUUAUAUCGUCGGGAUAAUCGCAAUAAUUUGAUAUCGCCUUGAUACGAUUAUAUCGCAACCAGCACCCCGCGGCUUACACACUGAUACCGCGGUUAAGAAAUAACGAGGUUUGAUAAAGGGUGGGGAAAUUUAAGAACAUACUCCAAGGAAGCUGGAGAACUCGUUAACUUUUUUUUUGUUUACUUCAUUUCAUUUUUUUUAUACAAAGUACGCAAGGGGAAUAACUUUUUCAUGUGUUAUGUGAAUUUUUUAGUGUUUACGAAAUUAGUUCGUGGAUAUGUGUCAGCAAAUGCGUGAUUUAUUGAUGGACUUUGCAUGGUCGGAUCUUAGACUUGAUCUACUAGAUGUCUAAAGUCUGCCGCUGAUCAGCCGUCGGGCCGCAUUUGCUGUCGGCUCAUUGACAUUUGGGUCUGAUCUACUACUGGCUGACCUGACUUACUGUCGUGCCUGAUCUACUGUCGCUAUUUCUGGACUGUCGGGCCUCAUUGCCGCAUUAAAUAAACUGAACUACUGAAGUAGUUACGUCCGCUUUUAGUCAGCCCAUAAAAAAAAUUCGAAAUCUCGCUGAUAAAAAAAUUUAAUUUACUGUCCGUUAGUAAAAAUAAAUCCUAAGACAAUUAAAAUGUGUAAAAUAAAUAAAUCAAAGACAUAACUUGUGAAGUGAGUGAUAAAUAAACUUGUAAGAUGGAUUAUUCGUAUUUGAAUCAAGCGGCGGCAGCGGCGGCCGCGGGAUUCGAAGCAUCGAGUUGCGCUCUGGCUACUGACAUGCAAUGCGGAUACGGGGACUUGGGGUCUUGCUCCCAAAUGAGCCAAGCGGCUUAUCGGUAUACUGCCGCGAGGGCCGCCGGGUACCCGGGUAAUUCCGCGGGAGGAGGAGCCAACAGUGGGCCCACGCUAGCCGGUCACCACGCGACACAUCCUCAUGCCCAUGCGCAUCAUCCGGCCCAUGCUACUCCGUGCUCCGUAAUGGCAGCUAGGACCCAAGAUGUCCAUCGACAUGCCGCUUCUAUUUUUAAUCAGUCUAUCAAUCUUCAAAGCGGUCUUGGAUACAAAGCCUACACAACUCAUGACGGAUUAGCUGAAAAAAGAAAACAACGACGGAUACGGACGACAUUUACAUCCGCCCAGUUAAAAGAACUCGAGCGGGCAUUUCAGGAGACGCAUUAUCCUGAUAUUUAUACGAGAGAAGAAAUCGCUAUGAAAAUUGAUCUCACGGAAGCCAGAGUACAGGUGUGGUUCCAAAAUCGGCGAGCCAAAUUCCGGAAACAAGAACGCAUGGCUCAGCAGAAAUCAAGUAGUCAAAACUCGGUUGGUGUUGACAGUGGAGCAUCCAGUCCGAUACAAAAUAGUGUUAAGGCUGAAAGCAGGUCUCCAAGAAGUCCGGCAACACCUGUAGGUUCAAAUAGUCAUUUGUCGUCAACGGAAGUUAAGCCGUUGGCAAAUCAAAAUUUACUGAGUAUUAAACAGCAGCACAGUGACUCUCACAAUGAAAAUUCAUCAAAUGGUGCCGGACGUGGUAGUGCUAGUGGAGGGGGAGGAGGUGGGGGUGCUGGAAGUGGAAGUGGAAGUGCUGGUGGUGGAAUCGGUGCCUGGGGAUCAUGCAGUCCUCGGUCUUUUUCUACGACACUACCCCCCUAUUUACUUGAUCCUCUUCCCCUUAAAACUGCAAAUUUAUAUUAAAAAAAAAAAUAAUAAUAAUUAUUAUUAUUUAUUAAGAGAGAUCAAUGCAAUUUAAAUUUUUAUUUAAAUUACUGUCCAUUAAAUAAUUGUGUACAUAGACGGGUAUUAUUAUUUAAAAUUUUUAAAUAUUAUUGAUAUGCACAAUUGUUGCAUCUGAAUACUGCGAUUUAAUGUAAUGAGUUAUCAUAAAUUUAUGUUAGUUAAGUAUUAAUUGUGAUAUUCGUGGUGUGGAAUACCACGGAUUUAAGUCGAACAUAUAUAUGUAUAAAUAUAUAUUUGGAUUAUACAGGGUGCAAGGGUGUCCUGCGUUGAUCACAACGUCCAUUUUUUUUUUCUUAGUAAUUAAAGUUUAAUUUUUUUAAAGACGAUGGUGAGUUAUGAUUUUAUGAGCAAUGGAAGUACGUAGUCAUCCGUGCACAUAUUAAAUUAAUUAUCAUUAUUAUUGUAUCAAUAAAGUGUGAAUGAAGUAAAUAUUAAAAAAAUAAAAACUUGUACAUUUGUUGCUAUAAAUAUAUGACA
This is a messenger RNA of Microplitis mediator, 2384 nucleotides long. Its product is annotated as paired mesoderm homeobox protein 2B-like. Lineage: Eukaryota; Metazoa; Arthropoda; Insecta; Hymenoptera; Braconidae. Gene Ontology annotation, biological process: regulation of transcription by RNA polymerase II. Gene Ontology annotation, molecular function: DNA-binding transcription factor activity, RNA polymerase II-specific; RNA polymerase II transcription regulatory region sequence-specific DNA binding. The record is from RefSeq and is a predicted model, not a curated record. Bases 870 to 1865 code for a protein of 331 amino acids. The transcript is spliced from 3 exons.